Antechinus flavipes (yellow-footed antechinus) is the source of this 1859-nucleotide messenger RNA. RefSeq names its product otopetrin 1 (gene OTOP1). The record is from RefSeq and is a predicted model, not a curated record. Gene Ontology annotation, cellular component: membrane. The transcript has 6 exons. The coding region runs from base 1 to 1782 and encodes 593 amino acids. Gene Ontology annotation, molecular function: proton channel activity. Gene Ontology annotation, biological process: inner ear morphogenesis; proton transmembrane transport. Lineage: Eukaryota; Metazoa; Chordata; Mammalia; Dasyuromorphia; Dasyuridae.
AUGGUCGCGAACCGCCACCUGCCGGUGUCCCCCGGGGGUCCGGCCGGGGCCGGGGGGCCGCCGGGGGCGCGGGGAGAAGAGCUCCGGGAGCCACCCCCGCCGCCGGCCGCCAGUUUGGCGGGCUACCCUCAGAAGCUGGCCGAGGUGCUGAGCAGCCAGUACGGGCUGAACGUGUUCGUGGCGGGGCUGCUGCUGAUGUUCGCGUGGGCGGUGCACGCCGUGGGCGUGGGCAAGGGCCACCUCCUGUCCUUUCUCAUCACCCUCAUGCUCAUCCAGCUCCUGUGGAUGCUGUGGUACGUGGGUCGGAGCUACGCGCAGCGGAGGCUCAUCCGGGAGAAGGACACGCACGCGGGCGCUCGCUGGCUGCGGGGUAGUAUCACACUUUUUGCCGCCAUCACCAUCGUUCUAGGUUGCUUUAAAAUUGGAUACUUUGUUGGAUUUGCAGAAUGUUUAUCAGCAACAGAAGGAGUCUUUCCAGUUGCCCAUUCAAUCCAUACUCUCUCACAGGUAUAUUUCCUUUGGGGACAUGCAAAGGAUAUUAUCCAGUCUUUCAAAACACUUGAAAGGUUCGGCUUGAUCCAUUCUGUAUUCACAAAUUUGCUCCUCUGGGCUAAUGGUGUCCUCAAUGAGUCAAAACACCAGCUUAAUGAACAUAAGGAAAGGCUGAUGACUUUAGGCUUUGGAAACAUCACAAUAGUCUUAGAUGACCACUCCCCUGAAUGUAAUUGCACGUCCGCCGCUCUCUGCUCCGUCAUCUCACAAGGAAUCUAUUACCUCUAUCCUUUCAACAUAGAGUAUCACAUCUUGGCCUCCACAAUGUUCUAUGUCUUGUGGAAAAACAUUGGCCGCAAAGUUGAAAGUCAUCCGCACCCCAAGAUCCAGUUCAGGUUCCAUGGGGUGAUGAUGGGCACAGCUGUCGGGCUGACGGUGCUGGCCAUCACCAUCGGCAUCGUGGCAGUCUACCUGAUCCAGAUCGGGCGGUCAAAGACCAAAAGCGAGUCUGCCCUCAUCAUGUUUUACAUCUACGCUACCGCCUCCCUGAUGCUGAUGGUUGUGGCCGGCGUUGCAGGAGUCUGGAUUUAUAGGACGCAAGAGACGGCGUUGGAUGAGUCCAAAAACCCUGCCCGAAAGCUCGACUCAGACCUCUUGAUAGGAACUGCGUCGGGGUCCUGGCUCAUUUCCUGGGGAUCCAUCUUGGCCAUCAUCUGUGCUGAGGAACACCCCACGUACACAUGGUACAAUCUGCCGUAUUCUAUCCUGGCGAUUCUGGAGAAAUACAUUCAAAACCUUUUCAUCAUUGAAUCCAUCCACCGCAAGCCUGAGAGAUACAAUGAGGAUAUCAGGACCCUCAGGGUCAUGGCCAUUUGCAGUAGGAAUCCCACUCCACUCACUCCUUCAUGUCAAAAAAAUGGUGGUAUGGCCAGAGAUGCUGCUUCCAACAGCAGAGAAUUGUCACACGUGCUCAACGGAAGUAUUUGUUUGAGAGAGAGCGGAGAACAGAACCAGGAAAACAUCCCAGAUGCAGAUGGCAGUCCAGGUUCCUUGCCCACUAAUACCAAGAGGAAAAUCCUGAGAAAUAUCGCAGCCUUUUUGUUCCUCUGCAACAUUUCGCUCUGGAUCCCACCUGCCUUUGGAUGCCGGCCUGAAUAUGACAACGGAUUAGAAGAAAUUGUUUUUGGAUUUGAACCUUGGAUAAUCGUGGUUAACCUUGCCAUGCCUUUUUCUAUUUUCUACCGGAUGCAUUCAGCUGCCUCUUUAUUUGAGGUCUAUUGUAAGACUUAGACGGAGGAACAAACAAAUCCACAAAGUCAUUCUCCUGCCAUCUGAGAACCACAGGGCUCUGCAAAUAUUAUGUCAGC